Messenger RNA from Aspergillus neoniger CBS 115656, 372 nucleotides. Its product is annotated as putative glyoxalase family protein. The record is from RefSeq and is a predicted model, not a curated record. The coding region runs from base 1 to 372 and encodes 123 amino acids. The transcript has 2 exons. NCBI's taxonomy places the organism in Eukaryota, Fungi, Ascomycota, Eurotiomycetes, Eurotiales, Aspergillaceae.
AUGAUUACUGGUCUCCAUCACGUCAACAUCCUCGUCCCGGAAGGCACCCUCGACCGGGCGGAGGAGUUCUACACAAACACCCUGGGUCUGCCAUCAGCUCCUGUUCCCCAUCUACAGAAAGGAACCCUUCUAUGGUUCAACCUCACGCCGGAUGGCAGCCAGCAGAUUCAUGUAGCCUUUGGCUCCAACAGCGAUUUGCAUUCCGACCGUCACGCUUGCCUGAGAGUCGGGUCUCCGGACCAUCUGUUGACCCUGCAGCAGCGCAUCUGGGAACAUCAUCAGAGAGGGGGCGAUGCUGCUCCCUUGCACGCUGAUAAGCCGGGGGAGCAAAACUCGGGUAGGUUAUUCUGCUCGCUCUUCGUUCUCUUCUAG